Saccostrea cuccullata (small rock oyster) is the source of this 6386-nucleotide messenger RNA. RefSeq names its product E3 ubiquitin-protein ligase TRIP12-like. Gene Ontology annotation, molecular function: ubiquitin protein ligase activity; zinc ion binding. The record is from RefSeq and is a predicted model, not a curated record. The coding region runs from base 152 to 5977 and encodes 1941 amino acids. Gene Ontology annotation, biological process: protein polyubiquitination; DNA damage response; proteasome-mediated ubiquitin-dependent protein catabolic process. The transcript has 38 exons. NCBI's taxonomy places the organism in Eukaryota, Metazoa, Mollusca, Bivalvia, Ostreida, Ostreidae. Gene Ontology annotation, cellular component: nuclear speck.
UGCGCAUUGUCAAUGAAAAUACAGGCUGACUGAGAAGACACAAAAAUCCUAGACCAUAUAACAGUUAUCUGUUUAAAAUAGAUAAAUUCUUUUGAGGAAUCAACGUAUUUAGGUUAAAAUUCUGGCAUGAGCCAGACUCAGGAAAGUGCCUAUGGCAGACCAACCUGAGGAAGCAAGUGGGGGGUCAGAACAUCACCACAUCCCAGGGGCAGCAGUGCACCACUCAAAGUACACACAACAAUUUCCUGAAGAAAAAAAAUCUCGCUCCAAGCGAGGAAACAAAAGAGGAUCCUCAUUUCCUAUAGAAAGUCACUCUGCAAGUAAAAGCAGUAAACUCACGAACGAUCCCACUGAGUCAACUCGACCUCGGAGAAAUUCACUUGACUCAGUUGGCAGUAGCUCAGCAAGUUCAUCAACUCGACUGUCAUACCGGCGUCAGUCAGUGGAUCUGCCUAUUGAACCAUACGCAAUAUCUCAGAAUUUACGUUCCAAUUCUAACGCAUCUGUGAUAGAAGGAAUACCUUACUAUAAAACAAAAGAAAAACCAAAAGAGACGAAACGAAGUGCCCAACGAACAGUCGACCACACCACCAAGAAACAAAAAACCAAGCAGAGAGAGGAUAAAAAUAAACAUCCAGAAACAAAAUCUCUGAUCACUGACUCAAAUAAAUUAACCAAGACUGCAUCUAAAUCUCUGACUCCAGGGAAAAAAUCUCAUUUGUCAGGUGAAACAAGCACAGGGGGUAGUCGAAGAAAAUCUCUCCAAGCUAAGUCGCCUGAGCUUGACAGCUUACGGCGAACACGUCAAAGCAAGAAAACGGGAUCCUGUGCAAGUAGCAGCAGUAGUAGGCAAUCGUCUUCCCUCUCGAAACGCCAGGGACCCAGCAGGGGCCGGGGUGAGAGCAACGAGGGAACCAGCAGUGGCAAAUCUACGACCGCGUCCAGUCGUGGCAGAACGACCGAGACCGAGGCCAACAGCAGCAGCAGUGUGAUGGCGUCAGAAGAGGCAGAGGGAGGGAGAAUGGGGGGUAGUGAAGAGACCCCCAAUCUGGCAGCCGCCACAAGUUCGGGUGGAGCUACAGCCAGUCUGACCUCUGAGAGUGAGUCAGAGGAGGCUGAUAUGGGGAGACUACAGGCCCUCUUAGAGGCCCGGGGACUGCCCUCCCAGCUGUUUGGGGCCCUCGGCCCUCGAAUGCACCAACUUCUUCACCGCACCAUGGGGGGAGGCUCUAUGAACAAAGCUCAGCAACUCCUUCAGGGUUUACAGUCAACUGGAAAUGAGGACCAGCAACUGACUGCAGCCAUUGAGAUGUGUCAGUUGCUUGUUAUGGGAAAUGAGGACACUUUAGCAGGGUUCCCAGUUAAGCAGGUGGUUCCAGCUUUGGUGACCCUACUACAGAUGGAGCAUAACUUUGACAUGAUGAACCAUGCCUGCCGGGCCCUGACCUACAUGAUGGAGGCUCUCCCUCGAUCCUCAGCCAUUGUGGUGGACGCUGUACCAGUAUUUAUAGAAAAACUGAGAGCUAUACAUUGUAUGGAUGUGGCAGAGCAAUCACUCACUGCAUUAGAAAUGUUAUCCAGAAGACAUGGCAAAGCCAUCUUACAGGCAGGAGGAAUAGCAGCCUCUUUGAUGUUCCUGGACUUCUUCAGUAUCACGGCUCAGAGAAGUGCCCUGGCCAUCACCGCUAACUGUGUACAGAACAUGACCUACGAGGAGUUCCACCUCAUCCGAGACUCUCUACAGUUACUAAGCAAUAAACUUACUCACCAGGACAAAAAGUCGGUAGAGAAUUGCUGCAUCUGUUUCUGUCGGCUAGUGGACAAUUUCCAGACUGACCAGAGGACGCUGAAGGAGAUAGCCGUCCACGGUCUCUUGACCAACAUUCAGCAGCUGUUGGUGGUCAGUCCCCCGGUCAUCAGUACCAGCACCUUCGUCAUGGUCAUCCGAAUGCUGGCCAUUAUGUGUGCCAGCUGUCCAGAUUUGGCCGUGGUCUUACUCAAACAAAAAAUAGCAGAUACUCUGUGUUAUCUCCUUGUUGGAACUUCUGAGGAAGAAAUGACUGGAGUAGAGUUGAUCUCAAGAACCCCCCAAGAGUUAUAUGAAAUUGUUUGUCUAAUUGGGGAGUUGAUGCCUGCCUUACCCACGGACGGGAUGUUUGCUAUAGAUAACAUGUUGUGUAAGGCCCAUGGGAGUAUAGUGGACCUGGUCAGCUGGCAGUGGAGGGAUGACAGGGGGGUGUGGCACCCCUAUACCUCCAUAGAUGGAAAAAUUAUUGAAGCAGCCUAUCAGUCUGGUGAGGAUGAAGUAAGUUUGAACACAAUGGGUAGAACUUACACCAUUGACUUUAAUACCUUACAACAAAUUAACGAGGACACAGGAACAGCCCGGGCUGUCCAGAGAAAAGUCAACACUACUGCUGGAGGGGCACAGAACACAGCUUCCAGUUCCUCAUCAACAGGGUCGGAGAUUAACUUGGAGCAGUGUGACUCGAGGGCAGAGGUCCUCAAAGAGGACAUGGAGCUAGCCUCAGCCUUCAUCAAAACUCUCUUUGCUGUACUUUACGAGGUCUACAGCUCCUCUGCUGGGCCUACAGUACGACACAAAUGUCUUCAGACGUUGCUGAGGAUGAUUUACUAUGCUGAGCCUAAAUUAUUAAAAGAAAUUCUACAAUCUCAACCAGUUUCAAGCCAUAUUGCUGCUAUGAUGGCAUCCAGUGAUGUAAAAGUAGUCGUUGGUGCCAUACAGAUGGCAGAAAUUCUCAUGCAGAAGUUGGCAGAUAUUUUUAGUGUGUACUUCAGGAGGGAAGGUGUGAUGCACCAGAUUAAACGGUUAGCUGACUCGGAUGUCAAGGCGAAGUCGCCCGCGAAGCCCACCUCUGUGACUGCCUCCUCCUCCAGUCUCAGUAGUUCCUCGUCUGGGUCCGUGACCUCAGAGACCGCCACGGUGGAGAAAGAGGGAGCCACUCCUCCCGCUGCCGAGGAAAGCCCCAGCUCAAGUCAAAUGAAACUAAGUGAUGUGUUGAAAAGAAAGAAAGCUCCGAAGCGUUCACUGGGAAGGAAGAACAAAGAGGAAGCCGCAAGUUCUGAGACAAAAUCAUCCUCCAGAAGCUCAAGUCGAUCAAAAUCUGCCUCCAGUAAAGACGGCAAGACCACCUCCUCUAAAAUCUCCUUCCUCCCCAGUCUCAACCCCCGCAGCUGGGCCAAGUUCUCGUCCAGUGACAGAGUGCCAAAAGCAUCCUCAUCAAAGGAUGCAGUUAUGUCCAAAAAUUUACAAAUAUCAGCUCACAGAGAGAAAAUUAAAACAUGGAUCAAAGAGCAAGCUGAUCGAUUUCUCCAGCAGUACUUUGGUCCUGAUCCAGAAGGUACGAGUCACCCAGCGUUGACAGUACUUAACCAGUUGUGUUCAGCUGCUGAGCAGAUUCAAACCGAGUUUGACAGUGGUUUGGAGGGAAUGAAAAGCAUAGCUGUGAUCAUGAGAGACAGUGACGUCUCGCCUUUUGAAAUCAUCCACAGCGGCCUUGUCCAGAAGCUGCUGGCUUAUCUCACUUCCUCAUCGUGUGUCGUCCCCCGCGACGUCAGGAUACGGCGAUUCCUGCACAUCUUCCUUAACUGUCCGGCUCCUGAUGUAUUACAUGUUAAGAGGUUAGAGAUUGAGGGAAAUCCUGCAAUGUCUUAUCUAGUCAACAAACUUAUUGGAUGUCUUCAUCAAUUAGAACAGUUUCAGGUCAAAGUUCAUGACCUUCCUGGAGGCAGUACCUCGAGUGGGAGAGGAUCUAAUGCUCUCCGCUUCUUUAAUACCCAUCAAUUAAAGUGCAAUCUCCAGAGACACCCAGAAUGCACGACCCUGAGGCAGUGGAAGGGAGGGCCUGUAAAGAUAGACCCCCUGGCCCUGGUACAGGCCAUCGAGCGGUACCUGGUGAUCAGAGGGUACGGCAGGACGAAGCCUGAUGGGGACGAUGAUAUCAGUGAUGAGGAAAAUUCUGAUGACGAUGUUGAUGACACAAUGGCUGCAGUGUUCAUCAGUCAGGGGACAGCUCGACACAAGUUAGAGUUUUUCAUGGGUGACCGAUUCCUGCCAUACAACAUGACAGUGUACCAGGCUGUCAAGAAUUUCAGUAAUCCUGGUGAAACCAGUGAAACAGAAACCGAGGCCGAAAGUCCACUGGGUCACGCCAACAUCUGGGUCCAAACUCACACCAUAUGGUACCGUCCUGCAACUGAAAGCGAUGAAGCUUCAGCCACAAGUCCAAAGAAAACCAAGGGAGACAACAAAUCUCAGAAAACAGUCAGGAGGAAGAUGGAUGAAUUGUGGAAUGAUGGUCACUGCCCUGUGAUGGUUCCUGCCCUCAAUGCCUACCUGACAGACAAACUUCCUGCUUUUGUCACUGUUCAGGAUGCCUCACUGGACAUUAUAGCUCUACUGAGGAUCCUUCAUGCCUUCAAUAGAUACUGGUCAACCAUGUAUGAGGUGCCUUGUCCAGUGAAUCCUAUACUGCCAUACACAGAAUUUCUCAGUUCCAAAUUAACAGCUAAAGCCAAUCGUCAGCUGCAGGACCCACUAGUUAUAAUGACAGGGAACCUCCCCAGCUGGCUGGCAGAAAUCUCCACAGCGGGACCAUUUUUGUUUCCAUUUGACACACGACAGCUUCUGUUUUAUGCCACCACCUUUGAUAGAGACCGAGCUUUGAUGAGACUACAGGACAACACGGGGGAUAACGGUCCAGCAGACAGCACAGACAGGGUGGCACCGAGGCUGGACAGGAGAAGGAAACAAGUCAGUAGGAUAGAUCUGUUAAAGCAAGCAGAGAAGGUGAUGGAGGACAUAGGAAACUCACGGGCUCUCCUGGAAAUCCAGUAUGAAAAUGAGGUUGGUACUGGGUUGGGUCCCACACUGGAGUUUUAUGCAUUAGUUUCUAAAGAGGCACAGAAAAGUGACCUUGACCUUUGGAGAGGGGAGGCCAUCAAGGAGAAAAGUGCAUCGGGGACAGAUGAAGAAAUUCUGUACUGUUACUCCCCAUGUGGCUUGUUCCCAUCCCCACUACCUCGAAAUGCGAAAGCCGCUGUCAUCAACAGGGUCAAGGCCAAAUUCAAGUUCUUAGGAAAGUUCAUGGCCAAGGCCCUGAUGGACUCCAGGAUGCUGGAUAUUCCCCUUAGUUUGGUCUUCUACAAGUGGCUGUUGGGACAGGAACACAGUCUGACCUCAAGUGACCUUCAGCAUCUUGACCCAGUGAUUGCCAAGUCAUUCCAACAGCUUGAGGAUGUAUUACAUCAAAAGCAGAGAAUUUUCACUGAUAAGUCUCAUACGGAUGAGAGUCGUCAGUUGGCAUUAGAGAGUUUGACCAUGGAUGGUUGUAGUAUAGAGGAUCUAGACAUCACCUUUACCCUGCCUGGCUAUCCCAGCAUAGAGCUGAAGAAAGGAGGGCAUGAUAUCACUGUUAGUCUGGAUAACCUGGAGGAAUACUUACAGUUGGUGGUCCAUUGGAGCCUGGUGGAGGGGGUAUCUCGUCAGUUUGAGGCCUUCAGGGAGGGGUUCGAGGAAAUCUUCCCUCUCUCCACUUUACAGAGCUUCUACCCAGAGGAGUUGGAGCAGCUGUUUUGUGGCAGUAAGAAGGAGGUGUGGGACGUGAAGAUGUUGAUGGAGUGUUGUCGUCCUGAUCAUGGUUACACACACGACAGUCGAGCCGUCAAGUUCCUGUUUGAGAUUCUCAGUUUUUACGAUGAUACAGAACAGAGGCAGUUCCUACAGUUUGUAACAGGGUCCCCACGAUUGCCAGUGGGUGGCUUCAGAAGUUUAAACCCACCUUUGACCAUUGUAAGGAAAACAUUUGAAGGCUCCGAGAAUGCAGACAAUUUCUUACCCUCUGUGAUGACGUGUGUAAACUAUCUCAAAUUACCCGACUACACCUCCGUGGACAUUAUGAGAGAAAAGUUGGGCAUAGCAGCCAAGGAAGGACAACUCUCUUUCCACUUGUCCUAAGAUUCUGAUUGGCUGAUGGCUCUGAGUUUGACAGAGUGGGAGGGAGAUAAAAAGUGUAGUUAGAUUGUGCUUAUUCACUCUGGAUGUACAUGUGAUUCAGCUGGUAGUAGAUACAUAAUGCCAGGAUUUGAAUUUCAUUGGAUUGUACGAAUUUCAGCCCUGCAAAACUGAAAGUGAAUAAACUUCCCAAGAUACUGCUAUUCUGGUUGUGUUUUCUUUUUUCUUUUGUUUCAUGGAUGAUAUAAAAAGAGAAUUUGUAUCUGUGACUUGAUUUUGAUUGAAUUUUUUUGUUUAUUUCUGUUAAUGAGGCAAGCAGGGCAAGUCCUUCACUUUAAAUGAAUUAUCUGUCAUUGAUAAUGUAUUUUUUUUUAUGUUUAUUGAAAUAAAUCUUGGCGUUAUAUUCAGAAAA